AUGACAGAGGUUACAGCUGAGGAGGAUGUGCAGUGGAAAUCUAAUGGUGUCAAAGUCUACUACAUCUGUCAUUUCGCACACUUUAAUGAGCAUAGUUCCUCAACCCCACUCAGAAUUAUAUUUGAUGCAAGUGUUCCAUUUAAAGGCAAGGCUAUAAACUCCUUGUGGGAACCACCACCAAAUUUGAUUCCACCAAUUCCAACCCUGCUGUUAAGGUUCCAGGAAAGAAAAAUACCGGUUGCAAUGGACAUAAGUAAAGCAUACUUCACUGUUCGCCUUGAGACAGAAGAAUCUCAUCUGCACCGCCUUUUGUGGAAUCAACUGGACAAGGAUAAAGAAGUCAAGACGCUGCGAUUACUACAAAACUCCUGGGGAACUACUCCGGCAGGUGGUAUAUGCAGUGUAGCAAUGCUCAUCAUAGCUGAGAAAUUCAAGGACAAGUACCCACAGGUAUACGAAUUCGUAAAAUCGAACUUGUAUGUUGAUGAUUGUACUACCAGUGUUGAUGAUGUUUCCACGGAAUUACAACUUGCUAAGGAACUCAACAUUUUCCUCAGUGAGGCAUCCUUCAUCAUAAAGUAUUUCAUGAUCGGUGGAAGUGAAAGUGAUAUUGAUGCCCACAUAAAGAAGUGCCCGGAUGUAGGAUUAACUUCUCAAAGAAAAGGAGAGGCAUUAGAUCAGAGGAGGAUAUGUUUAGAAAACUUUGAUGAUGCCUUCCCUGACACUUUCAGUCGAAGAAAUUAUCUACAGAUCAUAGCAACCAUCUAUGAUCCGACGGGACUUGCAACUCCGGUUACCAUCUGCCUGAAGCACGAACUAGGUCAAAUAUUCCGCCUCAAACAGGAAUGGGACGAUCCGAUCCUAGAUGGUAAUGAUGACCUACCUACAACCCGCAGUCUGUGUAAAGAAGUGAUUCGUUCGAUCUACGGUCUAAAAGAAGUCAGGUUUGUUCGCUGUCCUACACCGGAAACUUCAGUUGGCAAGCCCACUCUAGUAAUUUUUUGUGAUAGUUCUCAGACUGCCUAUGGAUGUGUCGCGUACUACAACUGGAAGUUGGAAAAUGGUGAGCGAGCAUCUGUUCUUGCCAUGUCAAAGGCAAAACCUUGGCCACAAAUUCCGACAUUAACGAUCCCCCGUGGUGAGUUACUUGGAUGUCUGCUGGGUGCCAGAAUGCAACAGACUAUCGUAAAAAAAUCGAGCUUCAUUUUUGAAAGGGUAAUGCUGCUAACUGACAGCAUAGUUCUGGAACAACUGCGUCAUGAGCCCUACAAGUACAACAUGUGGACAGCCAGCCGUAUCAGUGAAAUACAAACUCUGACUGAUAUUCGCAAUUGGUACCAUGUGGACUCUGGAAACAACGUUGCCGAUAAUGCGUCACGCGGUCUUAACCCAUCUAAAAUGGGAAAGGAUUACAGAUGGCAAAAAGGUCCAGACUUCAUGAAGAAGGACAUCAACGAAUGGCCAAUCAAACAUGCAAAUGAAGUUCAUGCGAAGAAAGAAGAUCUGGACAUAAGAAUAAAAGAUCCACGGAUGACCAUUGGAAGAUGCAAGUCACUAUGUGUCCAGAUUGAUGGUGGAACAAAUGAAGAUUAUUCAGUUAUUCUUGAUAUCCUAAAAAAAUUUAACAUAACGGUCGACAAAAAUGACAGCCUGAUGAAGAUUAAAUGUCGCAUCUCUAGAAUCAUAAGAUUUAUGGAAAAUGCUUCACAACUUUUCAGAGAUCGACUGAAGAGAACAGGAAGACUCUCCAAGUUUGCCAUCAGUAGUAUGACGAAAGCAGAACGUUCGAGAUGGUUUGCUGAAAAUGAUACAUUUGUGCCUACCAAGCGUGAGUUAUUAAUAUCAAAAUUGUUUCUUAUUCAACAGGCUCAGCAGUCGCUACCGUCAGAUGUGGAACAUAAGCUAAAGUCACUGAACCCAAUACUGGACGCCGACGGUGUGUGGAGAGCACUAGGUCGUACUGUUGCUGCUCUAUCAAACCCGCCUGCGAUUAUACCAUACUCUGAACCCUUUGCAGAGAUCUUGAUCGCCCAAGUAGAGAUCGCUCCUCGUAAGGUGGAACAACUCGUGCGUUCACCAGUAUUCGAGCAUGUGGUCAUUGACAUAGCUGGUCCGUUCAAUACCAUCGCUGAUCGCCGCAAGACGAGAAAUUACCGGGUAAAUUCUGGUAAAGCCUGGAUUCUGGUCAUCGUGUGUCGUGCAUCUGGUGCAGCCCACAUAGAGGUCCUUGAAGGUUACGAUACCACUGCUUCCUUGCAGGUUUUCGAUGCUUUCACUAGAAUCCGCGGAAAACGUCUGUGA
This is a messenger RNA of Macrobrachium nipponense, 2301 nucleotides long. RefSeq lists its product as uncharacterized. Gene Ontology annotation, molecular function: nucleic acid binding. The coding region runs from base 1 to 2301 and encodes 766 amino acids. The transcript has 3 exons. NCBI's taxonomy places the organism in Eukaryota, Metazoa, Arthropoda, Malacostraca, Decapoda, Palaemonidae. The record is from RefSeq and is a predicted model, not a curated record.